AUGAGACAGCCGCUGCUGAUGCCAGAACUCGAAGAUCCCCCUCCGAAGUCCCUCCGAGAAAAAUGCGGUGCCCUGUUGGCCUCGGCUCGAGCCGCGCUCCAAGCCAAGCCCAUAUCCCACUGGAUCCUCCUGACACUUAGCAGCUUGGGAAUACUAGUUGCUUUCCCUGCCUCCUCUCUCUUAUCCCGCGUUUACUUCUCUAACGGUGGGACGAGCAAGUGGAUAAUCUCGUGGGUUGCCGUGGCCGCGUGGCCCAUCCCGGCCCUCGCCUUAAUCCCCACCUACAUUCUCCUCAAAGUCUCUCCGACUCGUCCAACCCUAAUGCUCGUCAUUUCCUAUAUUGCACUUGGCUUCCUUUCAGCUGCUGAUAACCUCAUGUACGCUUAUGGGUACGCUUACUUACCCGCCUCAACCGCUUCUUUACUCGGUUCGACUUCCCUGAUUUUCUCGGCAUUUUUCGGGUACCUUCUCGUCGGUAACAAAAUCACCGCCUCGGUUAUAAAUGCCGUUGUCCUAAUCACGGCCGCCAUGGCCAUAAUCGCCCUCGACUCCGAUUCCGACACGUACGGCGGCGUGACCAAAGCUCAAUACGCGAUGGGAUUCGUGUGGAAUGUGGCGGGCUCGGCCCUGCACGGCCUCAUAUUCGCGCUCUCGGAGCUCGUUUUCGUCAAGCUUCUCGGGCGGAGAUCGUUCCACGUCGUGCUCGAGCAGCAGGCGGCGGUCUCAUUUUUUGGGUUCGUUUUCACGUCGGUCGGGGUAGUGGCGAACAACGAUUUCGCGGGGAUGGGUCGGGAGGCUCGGGUUUUCCGCGGCGGGGAGAGGUCGUACGUAUCGGUUCUGGUGUGGGGUGCAUUGAGUUUUCAAUUGGGGGUUUUGGGCGGGACGGGUGUGCUUUUCUUGGCAUCGACUGUGCUGGCGGGAGUGUUGAAUUCGAUACGUGUGCCGCUCACGAGUGUUGCGGCCGUGGCCAUAUUGAAGGACCCGAUGAGCGGUUUCAAGAUAUUGUCGUUGGUGAUCACGUUUUGGGGUUUCGGUUCAUAUGUGUAUGGUAAUUAUCCAAAGGGCAAUAAGACUUCAACUUCGUCGUGA
This is a messenger RNA of Striga hermonthica, 1089 nucleotides long. The record is from the annotation of a GenBank genome assembly. Lineage: Eukaryota; Viridiplantae; Streptophyta; Magnoliopsida; Lamiales; Orobanchaceae.